GGAACUGCAGCCAUGAAUGAAGAAAAUAUAGAUGGAACAAAUGGAUGCAGUAAAGUCCGAACUGGUACACAGAAUGAAGCAGCGUUACUUGCUCUGAUGGAAAAGACUGGUUACAACAUGGUUCAAGAAAAUGGGCAAAGGAAAUUUGGUGGUCCUCCUCCAGGUUGGGAAGGUCCACCUCCACCUAGAGGCUGUGAAGUUUUUGUAGGAAAAAUACCUCGCGAUAUGUAUGAAGAUGAGUUAGUCCCUGUAUUUGAAAGAGCUGGGAAGAUAUAUGAAUUUCGACUUAUGAUGGAAUUUAGUGGUGAAAAUCGAGGUUAUGCUUUUGUGAUGUACACUACAAAAGAAGAAGCGCAGUUAGCCAUCAGAAUUCUUAAUAAUUAUGAGAUUCGACCAGGGAAGUUUAUUGGUGUAUGUGUAAGCUUGGAUAAUUGCAGAUUAUUUAUUGGAGCUAUUCCCAAGGAAAAGAAAAAAGAAGAAAUUUUGGAUGAAAUGAAGAAAGUUACAGAAGGAGUUGUAGAUGUCAUUGUUUAUCCAAGUGCGACUGAUAAGACUAAAAAUCGUGGUUUUGCAUUUGUUGAAUAUGAAUCUCACAGAGCUGCUGCUAUGGCCCGGAGAAAACUAAUUCCAGGAACAUUCCAACUAUGGGGCCAUACCAUUCAAGUAGAUUGGGCUGACCCAGAGAAAGAGGUUGAUGAGGAAACCAUGCAGAGAGUUAAAGUUCUCUAUGUUAGAAAUUUAAUGAUCUCAACUGCAGAGGAAACAAUUAAAGCAGAAUUCAAUAAAUUCAAACCUGGUGCAGUUGAAAGAGUAAAGAAACUUAGAGAUUACGCUUUUGUUCAUUUUUUCAACCGAGAAGAUGCAGUGGCUGCUAUGUCUGUUAUGAAUGGGAAGUGCAUUGAUGGAGCAAGUAUUGAGGUAACACUGGCAAAACCAGUAAAUAAAGAAAAUACUUGGAGACAGCAUCUUAAUGGUCAGAUUAGCCCCAAUUCUGAAAACUUGAUUGUGUUUGCUAACAAAGAAGAGAGCCAUCCAAAAACUCUAGGAAAGUCACCAGCUCUUCCAGCUCGUCUCAAUGGUCAGCAUAGCCCAGGCCCCUCUGAAAUUGAUAGAUGCACUUACCCAUUUUUUCCUGGAACAAAGCUUACUCCAAUUAGUAUGUAUUCUUUAAAAUCAAAUCAUUUCAAUUCUGCAGUAAUGCAUUUGGAUUAUUACUGCAACAAAAAUAAUUGGGCACCACCAGAAUAUUAUUUAUAUUCAACAACAAGUCAAGAUGGCAAAGUACUCUUGGUAUAUAAAAUCGUUAUUCCUGCUAUUGCAAAUGGAUCCCAGAGUUACUUCAUGCCAGACAAACUCUGUACUACGUUAGAAGAUGCAAAGGAACUGGCAGCCCAGUUUACAUUACUUCAUUUGGACUACAAUUUCCGUCGCAGCUCAAUAAAUAGUCUUUCCCCUGUUAGUGCUACCCUCUCUUCUGGGACUCCCAGCGUGCUUCCUUAUACUUCAAGGCCUUAUUCUUAUCCAAGCUAUCCCUUAUCACCAACAAUAUCACUUGCUAAUGGCAGCCAUGUUGGACAGCGACUGUAUAUCUCCAAUCAGGCCUCAUUCUUCUGA
This is a messenger RNA of Myotis myotis, 1614 nucleotides long. RefSeq names its product RNA binding motif protein 46 (gene RBM46). The record is from RefSeq and is a predicted model, not a curated record. The transcript has 4 exons. The coding region runs from base 13 to 1614 and encodes 533 amino acids. Gene Ontology annotation, molecular function: mRNA binding. Gene Ontology annotation, cellular component: nucleus. NCBI's taxonomy places the organism in Eukaryota, Metazoa, Chordata, Mammalia, Chiroptera, Vespertilionidae.